Penicillium roqueforti is the source of this 1071-nucleotide messenger RNA. Its product is annotated as tyrosinase family protein. Bases 1 to 1071 code for a protein of 356 amino acids. The transcript has 4 exons. Lineage: Eukaryota; Fungi; Ascomycota; Eurotiomycetes; Eurotiales; Aspergillaceae. Gene Ontology annotation, molecular function: oxidoreductase activity. The record is from RefSeq and is a predicted model, not a curated record.
AUGGGCUGUUCGAUUUUGUUCCUCUACGUACUCACCGUCCUCGCCGUCCUCCUCAGCGCCCAUGCGCACGAGGAACAACCACAAAAGUGUAGCAAACUGCUGAUACGCAAAGAAUGGCGGACGUUGACGAACAGCGAGAAAGCCGAGUGGGUGGGAGCUGUCAAAUGCCUGGCAAACAUACGACACGAACGGCUAUCCUUGACGAAGGACCAGACGGUGCUUGAGGGGAAGAGGAGCCUAUACGACGACUUCUCUUACUCACACGCAUCAGUGGAGCACAGCGCGCAUAGGAAUGCCUACUUCUUGCCGUGGCAUCGCUGGUUCACCUACCUAUUCGACACCUCACUCCGCCACACUUGCGGGUACAGUGGGCCAACACCAUACUGGGACUGGUCGCGCGAUCACGCGGACCUGUUCAACUCGCCAGUAUUCGAGGAUUCACCGGAGUACGGGCUAGGUGGAACGGGGGACUGCGAUUCCUCCCCCGAGGCAGACUGUACCGUCACCACCGGCGCUUUUGCCCCGUCGACCGGCAACUUCAAGCUUUCCUGGCCGAUCAAACACCCGCUGCGGAGGAAUCUAACGCUCAUAACCGGCUGGUACCCGCAUGAGCUGCCUCAAAAUCGCACCCUCGGCCCAGAUUUCGUCCGUAACUCAACCGAGCAAACCACGGGCGACUUUUUUAGGUUCCAGCGCGCAAUGACACUAAUGCACAACCACGUACAUAAUUUCGUUGGGGGCGAUUUGGCCGGAGACUGCCCGAAGACCCUGCCGGAGGAGGAUUGCCAGGGCAUAGCAGUCAGCUUCACGCCUAAUGACCCACUAUUUUGGCUGCAUCAUACGCAACUUGACCGGUUGUGGAGUGAGUGGCAGCGCCAUCAUCCAUCCAAUUUCGCCGCCUUUUCGGGCAUGCCUCUAACCCCGCACAAUAUGACUGACCCACGCUACGACCUUGACGCGCACGCAGAUCAUAAGAUGUCCUUCGACGUUCAGAGUGUGCCCGUGGCACCAAGGAAGGUGUUUGAUACGGAGGGUUGGCCGUUGUGUUACCGGUAUACAGACGAGGAGUGA